AUGGAGCUUUUAGCCCGAGAUACAAACACCAGCUCUAAUCGACUCGGUUCUCACCGAGUUUUCCUCCUGGCUGCUCCGUUCCACUUUCUGCAACAACUGGCGGUCCAACCGGAGGAGCGGUACACGCACUCAAUUGACACCGCACACCAGAGCGGUCAAAGGGGAGCACCCGGCGGAUUGGUGGAGGGGGUGGUGGAGCGGGAGGGGAGUAAACUCGGGCGGUUCCUCGGGGUAUCUCUCUGUCUCUCUGAGUGCGAUCUACGGACUGUGCUCGACUCACGUUGGGAUUCUCUGUUAGUUGAUUGUGAAAUUUCAUCUGGAACAGAUCGCGUUCAGUGGCUAAUCAGUAGCAAAACAGGAGUCUUUCCCACAAUGUUCACCAAGUACUUGGCUUCCUUGGCGAUCUUCGGCCUCUUUUGGGGCCUGAUUGCAGGAACUGCAGUCGAGCAGUACGGGGUAUAUGGAGGAUCGUCGAUUUCCUCAACGGAACGCAUCAACACGGAAUUGAGGUGCAUGAACAUCAAUCCGCAGCAAUCGGUGAAUUUGGAGCAGAUAAUGGGUCUCUGGUACGGCAGCGAGAUUAUCGUGCAUACCCAAGACUUUCCCGGAACCUACGAGUACGACUCAUGUGUGAUUAUCCAUCUGGCCGAUGUCACCGAUCAGAUUCGUUUCGGCCAGGCAAACCGCGGCUAUGGAGCUCAGGAUUACAACCGGAAUCAGAACAACUAUGGGCGCACCACCACAACCACGCAAUCCUCAUAUCAGGACACCGACGAGUACCACAGGCGAUCCUUCCAGCAGAGUCAGCAGAGGUAUCUGCGUUUGGUGUGGAGCGAGCGGGAUAACAACCUGGAGUACACCUUCAACUAUACCAUCGCUGAACCUGGUCGGUGGUCCAACAUCGGCGAUCAGCGGGGAUCCCUGGUUGCCCUGAACACCUACACCCAGUUCACUGGCACCGUCCAGGUGGUGAAAGCGGUCAACGAUCACCUGGUUCUGACCUUCUGCGGCAACGAUCUGAAGAGCUCUAUAUACACCGUGGUGCUCUCUCGCAACCGCAUGGGCCUCGGUUCAGAUGAGCUGCGCAGCAUCCGGAAUCUGCUUUCCCGCCGCGGACUCUACACGGAGACUAUUCGCAAGGUCUGCAACGGAUGUGGGCGGCUGAGCGGCAGCCUCUUCGCUCUUUUCGCCCUUCUGCUGGUCGUCCGCUUGGCGUGGGGGCGUGGCCAGUGAGCUGGAGGGUUCGCCAGAUCGCCGAUCAUUAGCCGGCGUAUUUAAUGAGUCCAGCCAUAUUACGUUAAAUUAUGUAUAAAUUACUUAAGCAAUACAGAUGCGAGAUCGCCGAGUGCACUCCCCGAAAACUAA
Messenger RNA from Drosophila rhopaloa, 1365 nucleotides. RefSeq lists its product as uncharacterized. Lineage: Eukaryota; Metazoa; Arthropoda; Insecta; Diptera; Drosophilidae. Bases 1 to 1233 code for a protein of 410 amino acids. The record is from RefSeq and is a predicted model, not a curated record. The transcript has 6 exons.